AGACGCGAGCGGCACGGGAUGCGCUCGCCCGAUAUCGGCGCAAAGUUCUUUCUAUAAUGUGCGAAUGAUUUGGAUCCACGUAUGGGCCAACCCCUCUUAAAGUGGACAUUUGAAGGGGAAUCUGUUGUGAGUGACCGCAGUGCAGUCUCAUCUGAUUCAACAUGACAGCAGUGGAAAGCGUCGGCUCUUUGUCCUGCUUCAAGACCUCGCCUGUGUCUUUUUGUCAUCUAGCGCUCUGAUAAUGAACAGCUGCUAGAAAACUUUUCCCACACAUCCUCUGCUCAACCAAAUUUAUGAAGCACAGAAAGGUUCAACACCAAAGGAGCACCGUUCAAGCACACAAGCCAUCUUUUUCCGUGAUGUCCUAAGAGGCUUAUGUGUAGGGAUAUUUUAUGGACGUGCGGAACAAGAUACGCAACAGGACGAGCGGCGAAACCGUCGCUGGCUAUGGGGACCAUGGUGACCUAGAAUUAGCUGUCGUUUUCUAGCAGGGCGACGUUAUUCCUGAGGGCACUGCCCUCUCAUUCCCUACCACCAGCUUGGCCAUGGCUGGAGUUAGAAAGUUGACACGAGCCCUCAGGCAUCAGGGUCUUCACCGCCUGAUCGUAGCGCUCAUUCUUUUCUGCCUGCUCUCCAUGGCCUACCUAGCUUACCAUGUCAGCGCUGGACCCAAAAUCAAGGAAGCUCCCCUGCCACUCCCAUUAGGGGACUGUGUUGCCACGUCAGUCAUCGGACAAAGAGCUGCUCUGUUUGCACCAUCCCAGGUCAGGCACUUGGGUAAGAUUGCAGAGAGCUCACGGACCGACCCAGUGGUCCUGCUGUUUGUCGAGAGCAUCUAUUCCCAACUUGGACAGGAGAUCGUCGCCAUAUUAGAGUCGAGCCGCUUUCACUACCGCACCGAAAUCGCACCCGGAAAGGGUGACAUGCCUCCCCUGACGUGGCGAGGCCGGGGACGAUUCACUCUCAUCGUCUACGAGAAUCUUCUCAAGUACGUCAACUUGGAUUCUUGGAACCGUCAGUUGCUGGAUAAGUACUGCCAGGACUAUGGAGUGGGAAUCAUUGGGUUUUACCGUGCAAAUGAAAACUCGCCAUCCAGCGCUCAACUAAGAGGCUUUCCUCUAUUCCUGCGUUCAAACCUGCCACUUUGGGACUACAGAGUCAACCCCGCCGCGCCGCUGCUCUACAUCACCAAACCCAAUGAGCUAGAACCGGGCCCUUUGCCUGCAGAUAACUGGACUAUUUUCUUAUCUAACCACAGCACCUAUGAGCCGGUUUUGUUAGCAAGCCCCAGACCAACAGAACUGAAUCAACUUCCAACACAUUCUCACCAACAGAGGGCGCUGCUGGCUACGGUCAUACAGGACCUGGGCCUUCAUGAUGGGAUACAACGGGUGUUCUUUGGUGGAAGCUUGUCUUUCUGGCUGCACAAGCUGCUGUUUGUGGAUGCUGUUGGGUAUUUAACCGGCAGGCGGCUGAGUUUGUCAUUGGACAGAUUUUUGCUGGUGGACGUGGAUGAUAUCUUUGUUGGGAAGGAGGGGACGCGCAUGAAAGUGCCAGAUGUGGAGGAGCUACUUCACACACAGAACAAACUCCGUUCUCUGGUUCCCAAUUUCACCUUCAACCUGGGAUUCUCCGGAAAGUUUUUCCACACAGGUACCGAUGAGGAAGACGAAGGAGACGACACUCUGCUCAGACACAGGCAGGACUUCUGGUGGUUUCCUCACAUGUGGAGUCACAUGCAGCCUCACCUCUUCCACAACGUCAGCGUGCUGGCAGAACAGAUGAGACUCAACAAACAGUUUGCACAUGAACAUGGGAUCCCCACCGACAUGGGUUACGCUGUAGCCCCCCAUCACUCGGGUGUUUAUCCUGUUCAUAGUCAGCUAUAUGAGGCUUGGAAGAGCGUGUGGGGCAUCAGGGUGACCAGCACCGAAGAAUAUCCUCAUCUCAGACCCGCUCGCUACCGCAGAGGCUUCAUACACAAUGACAUACAGGUUCUUCCUCGGCAGACGUGUGGGCUGUUCACGCACACCAUCUUCUAUAAAGAUUACCCAGGAGGCCCUCAGGAGCUGGACAAAAGCAUCCGGGGUGGAGAGCUGUUUCUUACUGUGCUUCUUAAUCCGGUCAGCAUAUUCAUGACUCACCUGUCAAACUACGGCAAUGACCGGCUGGGCCUGUACACCUUUGAGUCGUUGGUGAGGUUUGUGCAAUGCUGGACUCACCUGCGCCUGCAGACGCUGCCGCCCGUCCGACUCGCUCAAAAAUACUUCCAGAUUUUCCCUGACGAGAGAGACCCCUUGUGGCAGAAUCCAUGUCAUGACAAGAGACACAAAGACAUUUGGUCCAAGGAGAAGACCUGUGACAGACUGCCAAAGUUUUUAGUGAUUGGCCCUCAGAAGACAGGAAGUACUGCACUCCACUCCUUUCUCACCCUCCACCCUGCCAUUACCAGCAGUUUUCCCAGCACGGUUACCUUUGAAGAGGUGCAGUUCUUCAGCGGACCAAACUACCAGCGUGGCAUUGACUGGUAUAUGGAUUUUUUCCCCGUCCCCUCUAAUGCCAGUACAGACUUCCUGUUUGAGAAAAGCGCAAAUUACUUUGACACCGAGACUGUACCUAAGAGAGCAGCCGCCCUGUUGCCAAGAGCCAAAAUCAUCACUAUACUCAUAAACCCCGCUGACCGGGCACACUCAUGGUACCAGCAUCAGAGGGCUCAUCAGGACCCUGUGACUCUAAACUAUACAUUUCAUGAGGUGAUCACUGCAGGUCCCUCAUCACCCGCCGCUCUACUGUCGCUGCAUCGCCGCUGUCUGCAGCCCGGGGCUUACAGCAGCCAUCUGGAGCGCUGGCUACACCAUUACCAGCCCAGUCAGCUGCUGAUGGUGGACGGCGUGCAGUUACGCUCCAGUCCUGCUCAUGUCAUGGAUGGGAUCCAGAAGUUCCUGGGAGUCACGCCGUAUUACAACUACACUCAAGCUCUGAUGUUUGAUGAGAGUAAAGGUUUCUGGUGUCAGAAAGUGGAGGCGGGCCGCUCUCGCUGUCUGGGAAAAAGUAAAGGAAGAAAAUAUCCAGAAAUGAACCCCGAGUCGAGGUUGUUUCUGUCCGAGUAUUACCGCGAGCACAACGUGGAGUUGCUCAGACUGUUGAAACGUCUCGGGCAGCCGCUGCCCGUCUGGCUCAGAGACGAGCUGCACAAUGCGAGCUGGAGCUGAUGAGAACCUACAAGAGGAGAAGUACGCUGGAACCCAGCUCCACGCUGGAGAACUUGAGGCCUGUGAUUGCGGCAAGAGCGAGAACAGAAUAACUGAACCUCUCGCCCUAAAUACGCCGCACCGGCUCGGAAAUACGGGCCAAUCACGCUCAGUCCACAGAAGAUCAAACCAAGCCCUCGGUGAUGAGGUCGACCUCUUGUAGUGGACAUUCGUGGAAUCAUGGAAGUAAAUGGGGUCUGUUUUAAAACACAAAUAGUCCUCUGAGACAUGGCACAAACCUCCAGGACAUUAUGAACAUUCAGUGGACAUGUCUAUGAAAGAGAGUCUGGCAGAGAUUUAUUUAAAUUUUAUUCUUAAAAGUGUUGAAUUCUGCCAAGCAGAAGUAUUUAAAUGUGUCUUACCAUUUUUGCUGCCUUUAUCUUUAAGAACUGUGCUGUUUAAAUUAUUUCUGUUUGAAAUGUCAACAUUGUACAGGCCAAGAAUCACAUGUAAAAUUUUAUUUUUAAUGAAUUAAGCAAAUGUUUUUCUUUUAAAGAAAUGUCUAAUUUAUUUAAGCGCUGACCAAAUUUAGUGAUACAACCAUGCAAAGACUGGUAAGCACUAUCAUCGGUAUCUUUACACAAACAUGUGGUCAUAAAUUAGAGCAACGUCACAAAAGCUAUCCCAGAAUUCAUUUUGAUUAGCAUCCUGUCUAGAAGGUAACUCACUAUCUUUUGAAACAGAACUAAUAUUUGUGCAGUCUGAAAAAUUUGUUUAUCUGUGCCAAACCAAAUUGCACAUAAUAAUCGAAUCCAAUGUUUCGAUCAAAAUCGCCAUAUGCCGCAGACUUAAAUUGCCAAUGAGUGAAUGUGCUUUGUGUGUGUGUAACAGUUUGUUUAAAAGAAGUCUCAACUUGAUUUCACAAUAAUGUGAUCUCAAAUAUGGACUGGAGUUCAUCUUGCUAAAUAAAGGCACAAAAUGAAGAACUGAAUUUGCGGUUCCUUAUUUUAAAGUUUAAAGGAAGGUGAACUGGAAUCUUAUCUCCUCCUGCAAAAUGUUUUAUCAGAUGAAAAGACGAGUAGAACAUUGGGAGAGACCGAAAGAGAGAGAGAGAGAGAGAGAGAUGGAGAGAGUUUGAUUAAUCAUCACACUGAAACAAGAGACUCGGCCUCAUUUCCAGAGCUCUGAGGGACCUGCCGGUCAGCUUCACGAAACAAAGCUCUUAAGACUCGCUGAGGUCCACUGGGAGCCACUACAGUACAUUCUGUGCUUAAGGGAAGAGGGGCAAGAAUAAAAAUGAUAUCCGCAGUCAGACGCAUACAGUAUUCACAUUAAAGAAAAUGCAGUUUAUUAUAUAAACUAGGGGAUCAGUAUUAGCUCGUUUUCUUCACAUUGUAGUAAUAAAGGCUGUCUACAUUUUAAUAAAGGCACAAAGUUUCCUGUUUAAC
Molecule: messenger RNA, 4639 nt
Organism: Triplophysa dalaica
Lineage: Eukaryota; Metazoa; Chordata; Actinopteri; Cypriniformes; Nemacheilidae
Gene: ndst2b
Product: N-deacetylase/N-sulfotransferase (heparan glucosaminyl) 2b
Exons: 15
Coding region: 546-3212 (888 amino acids)
Cellular component (GO): Golgi apparatus
Molecular function (GO): deacetylase activity; heparan sulfate N-sulfotransferase activity
Source: RefSeq, a predicted model, not a curated record